AUGGACUCCCCGCGACCAUCCCCUCGCCUGUCUCCUCGCUCACCUCAACACCAUGCUCGUGGACGACCCCGAGGCGGCAGAUUCAAUAGAACAAGUCCGACGAGAAGACAGAACACACCGCCAACACCAAACCAAGAGCAGUCUCAGACACCCAAUGCCUUUACUGCACAACCUUCCACAGAGUGGCAGACAUGGCCAGAGUUCAACGUCCGCUUGGACAACCUGCCCAUUGGCGUGACCACGAAACAUCUCUGGGAUUGGUUUUCCCAAGAGGGCGAAAUCGUCUACAUGGACAUCUUCGAGAAUCGACAUGCGAUGGGAACGAUGGCGGCCAAGAUCAGGUUCGAGCCGCCCCCGAAGCGAGACUUUUGGACACAGCGCACCUACUGCGUUGCCCAUCCGGACAGUCGUCGCUACCCAAACGGUCUCGCCAUCGCUGUUAUGCCGUGGAGAGCUGUCCCCGACCGUUGGAUUCAGAGUCCAGUUUGUCCAGACCGUCAGCAUCCUGUCAGGAUCAUUGUUCUUCCCCUUGCUAUUCAGUUUGGAAGCCUAGUCGGCCCUGACACCAUGAAGAUCAUGAAGUCCUUGUCCGCCACCAUUGGCGACACAAGCCUCAAGAUUGAACUUGACCUCAGGCGUAAAUGCCUGACAGCUUUUUUCCCAAUGGAGGUUGAAUAUCGAGGUAGCAGGCAAACUCGGCAAUACAAGUUUGUCGUCGAAUUCACCUCGUUGAAAGAGGUUCGUCAAACUUCCGAAGACGCCGGUAUUGCCCUUAUACUGCCUUUGAAGUGUGCCCCGAAAUACUACUGGAAAAACCCAGACCCUAGGUCAACGCUAUCGGACGCGGUCCCGAGUUGGGGGGCAUCUGAGGCAUGGUGUAGAGCAACGGAUAUUCUUGAGCAAAUUGGAAGCCCGUUGAAACACUCCGUUGCCUUGCACACAACUUACGAUGACCCGGGGUUUAUCGACAUUGGCCGCUGGACUGCCGUUCGGUUUGUUCUUGGCGGGAAAUCGGACGAAGUCGCCAUUGUCAACCGACAGCUUACGAGCGCCCUCGAAGAUUUCAACAUCGUCAGCCAGGCCAGCAGCGAUUUCCAGGCGAUCCCUGGCGAGAAGCCGGAGCUAUGGAGCCAUCUUGAGCACCCUCCAAUGGUGGAGGACGGAAAUGCUCUGCAUCUCCUCGGGCUGUCGGCGGGUCCUGCGACGCAGGUGCCCUUUGAAGUUCGCUAUCAGCUUGAGGUUUGCAUCUCACGCGGAAUCCUCAAUGAGCAUUGCAUUACGGUUGAGUUCCUGAAGGAGUUGGCCGGCAUGGACGCUACAAAGGCAAGGCUGAUCCUCGAAUACUUGGCCGACCAGGGUGAAUCGGUCCAAGAUCCGAUGAGUGUUUUCAAGAAUCCAGAUGCGCUUGCUUAUUUCCCCAGCGUCAAAGUCCCCCACUACUGUGCUCUCAUGAGAAAGGCCGUAGUCACACCAACCACGAUCCGCUUCAACACGCCAACUGUGGAGAUGUCAAACCGCGUCUUGCGCAGAUAUAACAACAUCCACGAUCGCUUCUUGAGAAUCCAAUUUAUGGACGAGCAAGAAAGUGGCCGAAUCACGGUUAACAAGGACCAGAACGAGGAUAUUUGGAAACGGCUGUUGCGGACGCUUUUCCAGGGUAUUCGGAUUGGUGACCGAGUGUACGAGUUCCUUGCAUUUGGCAGUUCUCAGCUCAGACAGUGCGGCGCAUACUUCUUCUGCCCAACAGACCACGUCUCGUGUGACGAUAUUCGCAAGUGGAUGGGCCAAUUUGAUCACAUCAAGAUCAUUGCCAAGUACUCUGCGCGACUGGGCCAGUGCUUGUCGACCACCAGAGAGGUCAGAGGCAUCUCCGUUCCUUCUAUCCAACCCAUUGAAGACAUCGAGAGAAACGGAUACUGCUUCACCGAUGGAGUCGGCAAGAUCUCUCCAUUCAUUGCUCAAAUGGUCAUAGAGGACGUUGGCCUCGACGUCUUUGACCAGCCGUCGGCAUUCCAGUUCCGCAUGGGCGGCUGCAAAGGCGUUCUCACCGUGUGGCCAGAUGCAAAGGGUACAGAGGUUCACGUGCGCGAAUCACAGGAGAAAUUCAAGGCGGAAUACAACGGGCUCGAGAUUAUUCGCUGCGCCAAGUUUGCUACCGCUACUCUCAACAGGCAGACAAUUACCAUUCUCGAGAGCCUCGGCGUGCCUAUCUCAGCCUUCAAGAACUUGCUCGACCAUCAACUACACACCUACGAGCUGGCUAUGAAAGACAAUAAAAGAGCUAUUGAUCUGCUGAGGAAGUUUGUCGACGAGAACCAGACAACGCUUGCCAUUGCCGAGAUGAUCGAAGCAGACUUCAAGACCAACGAGACCCAGGAGCCGUUUGUUGUCAACGUCCUCAACCUAUGGCGAUCGUGGUCCCUCAAGUUGCUCAAAGAGAAGGCGAGGAUCCAAGUUGAGAAAAGCGCGUUUGUGCUCGGGUGUGUGGACGAGACGAAAACGCUCAGGGGACAUUCAUCCGCCACCGAGGGCUCCAAGGACAAGGACAUAAAUAAACUACCCCAGAUCUUUCUCCAGAUCACCAACUCCAAGGACUACAACAAGACGCGAGUCAUCAAGGGCGUGUGCCUUGUUGGCCGCAACCCGUCACUGCACCCGGGUGACAUCCGCAUCGUCGAGGCCGUGGACGAGCCGAAGUUGCAUCAUCUCAAGGAUGUCGUGGUCUUCCCAGCCACGGGAGAUCGUCCGGUUCCCAACAUGCUGUCUGGCGGCGACCUUGACGGCGAUGACUUCUUCGUCAUGUGGGAGUCUAGCCUUAUGCCGCGGAUUUGGAACUACCCACCAAUGGACUACGCAGGCCCCAAGCCUCAACAGUUGGACCGAGAUGUCAAUGUCAAUGACCUCCGAAACUUCUUCGUCAUGUAUAUGAAGAACGAUGUGUUGCCGCUGAUUGCGUUUGCGCAUCUAGCUACCGCAGACAAAUAUGGGCCAAUGUCAAAGAAAUGCCUCGAGUUGGCAGAUCUCCAUUCCAAGGCAGUCGACUACCCCAAGACUGGGGAGCCGGCUAUCUUGAGACGAGACCAACACACCAAGCAAUGGCCACAUUUCAUGGAAAAGCAGAAUUCGUAUCGUUCAAGAAAGGCACUCGGAGUCAUAUACGACAAAGUCAUCAACAAAUCGAUCCAGUUCAACCCCAUCUGGGGUAACCCGUUCGACCAGCGGAUCAUCAAGCACAAGACACUCACACCUGGAAGCGACAUGCUCGAGGCCGCUAGACAAAUCAAGUCACAAUACGAUGUCUCUGUGCGUCGGAUUCUCAACCAGCAUGAUCUCAAGACCGAAUUUGAGCUUUGGACGGCGUUUGCCAUGUCCAAGGGUCCGAUUGGAUCCGACUACAAGCGCCAAGAAGAGCUAGGGCGAGAGUAUGACGCGUUAAAGCAUCGGUUCCGUGAUAUGUGUUACGGGGCUGCAGGCGGAAAGCAUACGGGGCUGAUCGACUGCUUUGUUGUGGCCAUGUACAUUGUUACCGAGGAGGAGACUAAAGCUGCACUAUCCGAACUCAACCAAGAAUCGAUCGACAACAUGAGCGACGCCCUGCAGCCGGAUGAACUAGAAUCGAAAGCGAUGCCGCUAAUCAGCUUCCCCUGGAUCUUUCAUUGGGUCCUCAUCCGGCUCGUAGGAAGCGAUAGCACUAAGGAAUCGAGUCAAGUGGCGGAUGGUCAGGCGAGACACCAGCCCUUGCAACCACUCGGGGACAAGAAAUCGGAUAGUGCCCGCGCUGAUCACAAGGCCGGCGCAGGAGAGGCGGCGCGGACCGAUCUUGGAUCUAAAGACCACGUCAACUUGCCAGACGGGAUUGUCAUCGAACGUGGUCAACCGCUGACGCUCUUUGACCUCCCAGAAGCGGCAUCCCUCAGGUCUCCUUCUCUCGAUACGGACGAAGGAAAGGCUUCAAUGAGACAAAGCCAGCAACCGGGGUUGAAUCACAAUGGUGGCAAUGACGAUGGCAGUGGCGGGGAGGUCAAUGCUGCCGCCAGGGAAACAGGGUGUGAUGCGGCGCAAGAGGAGAGCGCCAUGGAUCGUCUCGCUCGCCUCGUUGAUUGCGGGGGGGAGUGA
Molecule: messenger RNA, 4116 nt
Organism: Ilyonectria robusta
Lineage: Eukaryota; Fungi; Ascomycota; Sordariomycetes; Hypocreales; Nectriaceae
Product: RNA dependent RNA polymerase-domain-containing protein
Exons: 2
Coding region: 1-4116 (1371 amino acids)
Biological process (GO): siRNA processing
Cellular component (GO): nuclear RNA-directed RNA polymerase complex
Molecular function (GO): RNA-directed RNA polymerase activity; nucleic acid binding
Source: RefSeq, a predicted model, not a curated record